AUGGUUCGCAGUUCAAGAUAUUUUUCAAUAAUAUUAGAUUGUACACCAGACACUGGUCAUUCUGCGCAAAUUAGUCUUGUUCUGAGGUAUGUUGUCCUUAACACAACUUCAAAAAAGAUUGAAGUUAAGGAAAGUUUUAUUGCGUUUAAUCCAAUAAUGGACUCUACGGGGAAAGGGAUAUAUACAUUUGUGACAGAAAUUUUGAAAAAAUUAAAUUUAGAUAUAAAAAAUAUUAGGGGACAAGGUUUUGAUAAUGGAGCAAACAUGAAGGGACAGCAUGUUGGGCUUCAAAAACGCAUUCUUGACGCGAAUCCGAGAGCCCUUUUUGUACCUAGUGCGGCUCAUACUUUGAACUUAACAGUAAAUGACGCUUCUAAAGUGUCAGAUGCUACAAUAAACUUUUUUAAUCUUGUGCAAGAGUUAUAUAAUUUUUUUUCGUCAUCCACAAAUAGGUGGGAUAUUCUGAGAAAAAAUGUCCCUGGGUUAAGUAUAAAGCCUGUAAGUGAGACAAGAUGGUCCAGCAGAAUUGAUUCAAUAAAGCCCCUUAAACUUUAUUUAAUUAAGGUUUGCGAAAGCUUUCUAGAAGUUGCUGAAGAUAAUUCCAUUCACAUUGAAGCAAGACAUAAAGCGAGUUCCCUCUUAACGUCUGUACAAAAAUUUCAAUUUAUUUGCGGAAUUAUUAUUUGGCAUGACGUUUUACUUCACAUAAAUAUUGUCAGCAAACAAAUGCAAAGUGCUACAAUUAAUAUUAAAGUAUGCCAAACCUACCUAAAAAUUUUAGUUGAUCACUUCCAGCAAUAUAGAUCUGACCAAUCGUUUGAAGAAAUUCUUGUACAAGCGAAAGAAGUAGCACUCUCUCUCGAAAUUGAAGAAGACUUUCCACCGUUACCAACGGUCAGGAGGAAAUUUAAUCCAAAACUGUUUGACUAUGAACACCGAGAUGAGACCCCUCAUGAUCCAAAAACUGCCUUUAAAAUUUGUUUUUUCUUAAAAAUUAUAGAUCAAACAUUAAGCUCUCUAAAAACCGAUUUGACUUAUUAA
Parnassius mnemosyne (clouded apollo) is the source of this 1041-nucleotide messenger RNA. The record is from the annotation of a GenBank genome assembly. NCBI's taxonomy places the organism in Eukaryota, Metazoa, Arthropoda, Insecta, Lepidoptera, Papilionidae.